GUGCUGGUGUGCACUGUGUGUGUGAUGAGACAGGCACUGGCGAGCAGGACAAACAAGACUGUGCCACUGGUCUAAACUGUGACAGAGGGCAUAAGUGAAAGCUGAGCAAAAACUGUGCCGCGCUGGGAUAAUGCAUUUCUUCCGAAACCGGCUGGUAGUCCUGGGUCUAGUGCUGCUGGCGACGGUGCUGCUGUACCUGCUGCUGCCCGCCAUUCGCCAGGGCAGUAUGGAGCCCUUCCUGAAUGUCCGGAGGAUGGGGCUGACGGGAGGCUCUCCCACAGCUCCGACCGCUAAAUUCUCUAAGCCAGUCAACAUCACAAUCCGCACGGGCCAGCUGGCUGGAGACCCGCCUCUCUCCUUCAGGGAAACAAUCAGCGUCGAUGCAGCGGGGAAGAAGAUGCAGCCCAGGCUGCAGGUGGUUCUGCUGCAUGGUCAGGCCUUCACCUCAAAGACCUGGGAGGACCUGGGCACCCUCGCUUUACUGGCCAGUCACGGCUACCAAGCACUGGCCCUGGACUUGCCCGAUUCGGAAUUAGUGAAGACGGAUCAGAACCGGACUAACCUCCUGCUGAGGUUCCUGGACUCCCUGGAGGUGCAGGCGCCGGUCCUGAUCAGCCCCUCGAUGAGCGGGCGCUUCUCUCUCCCCCUCCUGAUGCUCCACAGCUCCCGUCUCAGAGGCUUCGUCGCUGUCGCCCCUGUGGGCACCAAGCUCUACAGCGAGCAGCAGUACCACAACAUACAGACCCCGACUCUGAUAGUGUUUGGUGCCCUGGAUGGCAGUCUGGGGACCCAGUCAUUGAAGAACCUGAGCCAGCUCCCUCACCACACUGUAGUGCGAAUCGAUGGAGCCAAGCACGCGUGCUACAUGGACAAGCCAAGGGAGUUCCACCAGGCACUGCUCACCUUCCUGAGCGGGCUGACAGUCACUGGAACAAGCAGUUUAUAAUUACUAACUAUGUGUAUAUAUAGGUAUUAAUAACUCUCUUAUUUAAGGGCUUUUACCCACACCUGAAGUUUUAUAUUUUAUUUGCAAGUUGUUUGUUUGUUUUUGAUUUUUUUUUUGCUGUUUUCAUUUGUGAGCGCACUUAGCUUCUGUGCACUUUGCAAAAUUUAAUCUGGACGGUUGGAGGGGUCAGUUCCGACUCCCACCUUACAGCACAAGAACAGAACCACUUUCCAAAUGAGCAAGUCCCAGGAUGACAUCAGUUCCUUGUGUUGAGAUUAGACACACAUUAAACAAGGUUUAGUCCUUUGGGAUUUGUAGUUGUUUCAUGGUUCUACAAACCUUCAAUUCCCAGCACCCUUUAAAACAUGUUACUGUUACUGGUUAAAUAAAUAGCUGGAAAAAGUUGUUAAUGUAUUUAAUGAAAUAAAUGUUAUUUAAACUAA
Messenger RNA from Polyodon spathula (Mississippi paddlefish), 1389 nucleotides. Its product is annotated as protein ABHD14A-like. The record is from RefSeq and is a predicted model, not a curated record. The transcript is spliced from 6 exons. The coding region runs from base 131 to 946 and encodes 271 amino acids. Gene Ontology annotation, cellular component: cytoplasm. NCBI's taxonomy places the organism in Eukaryota, Metazoa, Chordata, Actinopteri, Acipenseriformes, Polyodontidae.